ACUAGCUUUCAUUCAGAUCUCAACCAACAUACAAGAGCUUUAACUUUACUUUUACAUAAACCAGACGCUAGAGAUAGAUCAUGAAACUGAUUUGUUUGGUCUUGCUUAUAGCAUCUGCAAACUCUUUUAUAUCAGUUCGGAACAUGAACUAUAUGGACAAGUUUGAGCAUGAUCCUAAAGAAAUGAGGGAUCUUUACCACAUUCCAUAUCAGGGACGUACUCGGUACGGGAAUUCUUUACGGACUGGGAAACCAGUUUGGGGAAAAGCAGCGAGGAACAAUAACAGACUUGCUAUUGUUAGAAAGCUAAGAAGUGAUCUAGAGGCAAACCAGGACCAGCAACUGAUAGACAGGGUUCUGCAAAAACUUAGUCUAGUGUUAUAAGAGACCAGCCAAGAAAUGGAUUUUCCUAAAGUAAGAAGACGACAUUUGAAAGCAGCCCCGCACCCAACACUUAUGUGUAUUGUUUUGACUCUUGUGAAAGUUUAGACGUUAGAAAUAAAUUUUUGAUAUUCUCUGAUAAA
Messenger RNA from Eurytemora carolleeae, 523 nucleotides. RefSeq lists its product as uncharacterized. The transcript is spliced from 6 exons. The coding region runs from base 81 to 383 and encodes 100 amino acids. The record is from RefSeq and is a predicted model, not a curated record. Lineage: Eukaryota; Metazoa; Arthropoda; Copepoda; Calanoida; Temoridae.